GCUGCGCACCGAGCCCCAACCCCGGCGACCCGGUGCAGCCUGGGGGUGGGGGGGGGACCCCCGGGAGCGCGGAGUGAGCCAUGGCCACCACCAAUGGGGCCGUGGAAAACGGGCAGCCCGACAAGAAGCCGCCGCCGGCCCUGCCGCGCCCCAUCCGCAACUUGGAGGUCAAGUUCACCAAGAUAUUUAUCAACAACGACUGGCACGAAUCCAAGAGUGGGAAAAAGUUUGCUACAUAUAACCCUUCCACCCUGACGAAAAUCUGUGAUGUGGAAGAAGGCGAUAAGCCCGACGUGGACAAGGCUGUGGAGGCCGCACAAGCCGCCUUCCAGAGGGGGUCCCCGUGGCGCCGACUCGAUGGCCUGAGCCGUGGCCGGUUGCUACACCAGCUGGCCGACCUGGUGGAAAGGGACCGCGCCAUCUUGGCUACGCUGGAGACCAUGGACACGGGCAAGCCGUUCCUCCACGCCUUCUUCAUCGACCUGGAAGGCUGCAUUAAGACCCUGCGAUACUUCGCAGGGUGGGCAGACAAAAUCCAAGGCAGGACCAUCCCCACGGAUGACAACGUGGUCUGCUUCACCAGACACGAGCCCAUCGGCGUGUGCGGGGCCAUCACUCCAUGGAACUUCCCCCUGCUGAUGCUGGUGUGGAAGCUGGCGCCGGCCCUCAGCUGCGGGAACACGGCAGUGCUGAAGCCGGCCGAGCAGACGCCCCUCACCGCGCUCUACCUGGCCUCGCUGAUAAAAGAGGUCGGGUUCCCUCCAGGCGUGGUGAACAUCGUGCCAGGGUUCGGACCCACGGUGGGCGCUGCCAUUUCGUCUCACCCCCAGAUCAACAAGCUGGCCUUCACCGGGUCCACAGAGGUUGGGAAGCUGGUGAAGGAGGCGGCCUCGCAGAGCAAUCUGAAGAGGGUGACGCUGGAGCUGGGGGGCAAGAACCCCUGCAUCGUGUGCGCAGACGCAGACUUGGACUUGGCUGUGGAGUGUGCACACCGCGGAGCGUUCUUCAACCAGGGCCAGUGCUGCACCGCCGCCUCCCGGGUGUUCGUGGAGGAGCAGAUCUACCCCGAGUUCGUCCGGCGGAGCGUGGAGUAUGCCAAGAAGAGGUCCGUGGGCGACCCCUUCGACGUGAACACGGAGCAGGGCCCGCAGAUAGACCAAGAGCAAUUCGACAAGAUCCUGGAGCUGAUCGAGAGUGGGAAGCGGGAAGGGGCGAAGCUGGAAUGCGGGGGCGCGGCCCUGCAGGACAGCGGGCUCUUCAUCACGCCCACCGUCUUCUCCGAAGUCACCGACAACAUGCGGCUUGCCCGGGAGGAGAUUUUUGGACCAGUGCAGCCAAUACUGAAGUUCAAAAGCAUCGAAGAGGUAAUUAAACGAGCCAAUAACACCGACUACGGACUGACAGCGGCCAUCUUCACCAAAAACCUGGACAAGGCCCUGAAGCUGGCAUCGGCGCUGGAGUCCGGGACAGUCUGGGUCAACUGCUACAAUGCCCUCUAUGCCCAGGCUCCGUUUGGUGGCUUUAAAAUGUCGGGAAAUGGCAGAGAACUAGGUGAAUACGCGCUGGCCGAAUACACCGAAGUCAAAACUGUCACCAUCAAACUCGACGACAAGAACGCCUGAAAGAAGGCAGGCUCCCGGCUCAGACACCAGAUGACCGAAGGUGGCCAAUGAAAAGCGCAAGGAAACCAUCUGCCGUCUGCCCUCCGCCCCCUUUCCCUAGACCCUCGCUUCCGAACGCUCCCACGCUACCCACCGGAGCUGAAUAGUUUUCACUGUCAUCUCCUCCUCUCGUUCUGUUACUACUCAAGCUCUGGAUGCCCACCGUCAGGCUGGGUGUGGGAGAUCACUCCUGCCCGACGGGGGAGCUGUGGAGCCGUUUCUGAGUGCGCUUCUGGGGCAGGUGUUGGGAGGUGGCAAGCUCUGUGAAUGCAACCUGGUAUUAGAUGUGUCCAGAUGUGGCUUCUGGUUAGAAUUUGGAAGGGUAGGCCCAUCCGGAGGAAAGGAUUAGCACUGAGAUGAAAACACAUACAUAAGUGAAAGAGCUUGGAGGAUGUGAUGCAGGGAUCUUCAGGGGGAGGGCGUCCUGGGACCUGGGCAUGCAUACGGGUGUGGACCUUGAGGACUGCCAUUGACAUUGACCUUGAGGUUCACCUUGAGACGAAUCCAGCCUUUGGAAUAGGAUCAAGCUAAAGGACUCACUCUAAAAUAGUGUCCCGGGGUACCUUCACACGGGCACUUUCUUAGAGGGAGGACAUCUUUGCUGUUGACCUAGUAUCCUCACGCCACAAUGACAGAACAAAUGUUAAGAGAUGAGUAGGCUCCAGCGCUGACCAAUCAGAGUCAUAAUCCACCUUCUUUUUUCUUUUUUACAAAACCUGUGCACCACUACCACCUUGGAUAAUCCAUUACAAUGAGCCUUUGUGCUUUGCAUACUUACCCACAGUUCCAUCGUUCAUUUUGGCUAGUAAAAUGCACACACUGGAAAGGCCAGGCUUAUAAUACAGCUCUGCUUUUUGAAAGUCCCAUCCAGGUAUUCAUUUAAGUGAUGAGUUUUGCUUUUCCUCUAGGUAUCUGCAAAUGAUGUGUAAGUAAGUUCCCAUGUUAACUCCGGGAGCCAAAAGUACUUGCCUACAGCUUUAAACAGCAAACCAAACAAACCGGGUUCAUUCAGGUUCUUUUACUGUUAUUAACUAAUACUUUUCUUAUCGGAGAAAGGGGUGCUUGUGUCUGAGGAUUAAUUUGGAGUGAUAAUAGUACUGAAACAUUACAGUCAGAAGCAGCGUGUGUGUAGAGAAAAAUCAUAUUUGAAUUAAGGUUCUCUUCCUUGCCAGAGAUAAGUAAUUCACCUUUCUCCACUAGAAACAUUUAUUGCUUUUAUUACCAGUAAAGUUGUUAAAUCGAGAUUUCUCCUCAUCCACAACACUCCCUUUCAAAGUAGUGCGUUAGACAGUUUCUGUUCUGUAUGAUAAUGCCUUUAAUAUGGAAUUCAACCUUAUUUAUAAUGGCUAUAGUUAAUGUAUCUUUUUAUAGCUGUAAGUACACAGAGGUGGUAUAUUUGACCUUCUGUAAUAUACUGUAUCUAGAAAUACAAAGCUAUAUAAUGUUAGAUUUCACUCCUUUUAAAAUUUACCCACAUGGGAUGGUUUUACAUAUGGCAAUGCUGAUUCGAACUGGAGACCAUGUUCAACAAUGAUAAAUAAAAUGGGGUAUUUGAGAAA
Dipodomys spectabilis (banner-tailed kangaroo rat) is the source of this 3220-nucleotide messenger RNA. It is a transcript of the gene Aldh1a3, whose product is annotated as aldehyde dehydrogenase 1 family member A3. Gene Ontology annotation, molecular function: aldehyde dehydrogenase (NAD+) activity. Lineage: Eukaryota; Metazoa; Chordata; Mammalia; Rodentia; Heteromyidae. The record is from RefSeq and is a predicted model, not a curated record. The transcript has 13 exons. The coding region runs from base 81 to 1622 and encodes 513 amino acids.